AUGGAGGAAGUAGAAAGGAUGUUUCAUUCUCUAAACGGGUACGUUGAUAUUCUAAGUAUUAAAAAGCUUUACUUUAAUAAAGUCACCGCUACUCUGAAGUCUUCCAUGUUCCUUUGGAACCCCGGGAGAUACUCCCUCUAGAAGCCUAUACGGAGAGGCUCCGUCCGAAAUGGGCACCUUUUUCAAGCUUAAGGGUAGGGAUUUCAAUAGCUGAAGUAUGUGAAAGAGUAAAGAAAUCUGCCAUUUUGGUCUGUAAAAAGGCCAAAAAUGGCUCAGAGACGCAUUUUAAGGAUGUAAAAGACGCAAGAAAAUGUCCUGGUUUAGUGACUUAUUCAUAUUAAAAACAGGGUCAGUUUACAGCAAUUAAAGGGGAUGCAACGUUCUUAACUAGGUAUGUGAAACGGGGGUACCAUUGGUCAGUAAAACGUGUACAAGAGAGUACUCUUUCCGUAAAAAAAUGGUAUAUAAAAGGGUAAGGGGUUGGAACUCUAGGUGGAGCUUCCACGUAUUGUUAAAUACCCUCUCCCUGGUCUGGAACGCAUCCACAAUGACCGUGUUCUUGUCUGUCAGAAAGACACGCAAGGAGCCUAACAUAGAUAGACAUCAUGAAACUAAUUUAUCAUGUGAGGAUCAGUUUACUGUUUAUUUGUUUGUUUGUUUUUUUGUCUUAAGAACGCAGUUUAAUCAGGGUUGGUGCGACUAUAGGUUUCUAGUGCAUCAUGAAUCCGCUGAUUCACUAGAGUAUUCUGCGUUUGAAAAUGUAUUUCAGUUACAUGUAUUUGGAUGAAAUGGCAAAGCGAUCUGCUUCGUUUCAGUCUCAAAACAAAAGCGAUCGUCUCUACUUAGAUUUCGUCAAAAAUACCCAGUCUCAUUUCUAAUAUAAUACUUUUUAAUCGUGUUUGAUUUUGUGACAAGGGUAAUCCUUCCAGGAGGCCAUGUAAAGCUGAACCAGUCAGGAUACACAACAGUCGGCAAAAAAUUACUGGACCUUGCGACCAAGGUUAGUUUUCAUACUGUUCCACAACGGAAUAGGAUCCCAUGGGCGUAGGCACGAUAUUUCAAUAGGGGGUCUUACUACAGCUUCCUGUCGGGGUAAUAGCCAACCUUCCUCUCCCUUCAGUCUUUCAAGACUUAAAAGUCUUGAAACUUUGGAUAAUUUAAAGAUAUUUUCUAAAAUGAAUAGUUGUUUUUUUUGUGUUAGCCAAAACAAUGACAUUGAUUUACCUUGUGCGUAGUGUUAACCACGAUACGGUAGUUUAUUUCAUCAUAAACCUUAAGUAUCGUUAUUUUUCUGGAAACAAGGAGGGAUCACAUUGAUCCUCAAGAAACUCCGCCUUUGAACUGCAUCCUGUGUAGCACUGUCUUAAAUUUGCAAGGCCAAUGAGAGUGUAGUAAAGUUAUUAUAUAAUUGAGUAGAUCUUGUUUGUGACCACGCACUUUCGUCACUUUACUGACAGCCACAACACUGCUCAGUUGAUGAGAAGACUAAGAAUGCUGCCAGGUUUCAAUAAAAAGACUUUUUAAUAUGAUUGUACUUUGUGGAAUAAACAGUGCAAUCCAACUUUACUUUUUUCCUGCUCCCGUUAACAACAUUACGGAUUGCUUUCACUUAUAUGGUUAUGACGUCAGGUUCCCCUGCCUACCCAUCCGCCCUACAGACUGUGAGAGAGGGGAAGGGGAGACUGUUAGCGAGGGGGGAAAACUCAAUCUUUUUGGAGAUCGACGUAUCCAUAGCGACGCGCUUGACACCAUUACCAUUUUAACGUCUCCUCAAUCUAUAAGCAUUGAUUAAUAAUCUUAAUCUUGCCUUUUUUAAAGCUUCUCAUCGGAAUUGUAGCUCAUGUAGCUAUCUUGCACCUAUGUGUACCUAUUUUGGCAAGUUUUUAUGAGAAAAAUCUCUAUUUGAAAUCUGUGGCUGGUAUAACGAUAAGAAAAAUGAAAGAAAUGUUAUCUAUACCAGACAAGGAGGAACAAUGCAAUCUCCUGCUUUGUAUCUGAUGCAUUUCGUGUCAGUCAAAGAACAAUUGAUGUGGACACUAAAAAACCAGGUCGAGCCACCUUUAAACCACCCGAUCCCUUGAUCAAAAGGUAAAUGGAGGGUGCCAUAUUUCUAUGUAAUGGCUUAAAGUUUAUUGUUUUUAUAAUAAUUGUAUAAACGGAAGCUUCGCUUUAAGACUGGGCUUGAUCUAUAUGUUACAUACAUCAACUGUUUACAAAUAGCCAUUAAGAUACCUGAAGGAGGAUCAUCAGGUUAUCCCUGUAUUAAGAUCUCUCCUUACGGGUAACCCACCCAGCCCAGAAAAAGUUGGCCACACCACCGGAGUUUACGUCCCCUACUCUUUUCGAACAAUGUUGCGGGUUCUUUUACGUCACGUCCCACAAGAACCAGAUAAGUGAAAGUACUGUCAGACGGUUUUUCGUCCUUAUUGUUUUUCUUCAUCAUCGUCACUCAUUUGCCAUCAUCAUCUCAACUUUUUCAUCAUCGUGUUUCAAGCUUAAAGCGAUGAUUACCGCCGGCGGUUCCAGAUUUAUUUUGUUUCAAACUUGUUUUUAUACCUUACUAAUCCUGAGAAAAAUGAAAAUUGGAAAUUGAACUUUUAAAUGCUCUGUGUCAGUAUCUGAUCGAAACGUAGGAUAAAAGGUUCUUCGUCGACCACUAAGAAACGCUCUAGGGAUGAGGAUGCGUCGAACACUGGAAAGCCACCAGCUUCAGAUACAGUGUUCAUUAUCGGUUGGAGCAUUUUAUAACUUUUGUUACAAGACCUCAAAGACAGUAGAGACAAGCGUAGCUUAUCAGCGAUUUAUGCCCAAUUGUUCAUUUACAAUUACAGGCUCAUGACCAGACUGGGGAAGUUUUUCCGAUCUGGGCGGAGUGUUUAGGACUGGAAUUAUUGGCCUUAUUGAUCGGUGAAAGGGACGUGAAUAAAGGACAGUAUGACGAGUCUUUGUUCAGUCUUACAGAUGCACGAAAUAUCAGUUUAAGGCUUGAGCUGCCUUCAGGUAACUAGAGUUGCAUACUUUGUUACAUAAUAAUACAGUACUUAUACUAAAGAAGGUUAUCAAAAAAGUAUAAUACCAGCAUAGAAACCACUAUACACUCCCCGCAUUGCUUAAGUUACUUGUCAGCCUAGUGCCCACUAAGCAGUUAUUGAUAGUUGCAGUUUUCGUCGCAAGAUCUGUUAUUUUUCCGCCUCUCACCCUGUUUUCUGUCCAUUUGUGGUGGACUUGCUUUUUUUUUUCCGCGGGGAACUGACUAUUUCUAUCUUCGCUGUUGCUAUUGUUUUAGUAAUGAGAACGAGGUUACUAGGAACAAAGAAUGAAACGUAUAACUGCAAAAGCAAACCACUUUUUAAUCUCUUACCCAGAUGUCUAGUCGACGACAGCUUCGGCUUCGGGGACGAGAGAUCUGGGUACGAGAUAAACCGCAACUUGUUUGUUGUGGCUUAAACCAAACAAUGUGUUGUAUGCAAGUUUCAAUGUAACCUGUGCAAUGCAGAGUAAGUAGAUUACACACGAGUCCACAACCUGAUGAAGAAGAGUCGUGGAUGAGAGGACAACAGAUGUGCCGUCUUACAGUACAUUUGAACAUGUGAACAGUAAGCUCGGACGUCAGCAUGCAAAGGCGCCACUGGCAGCCGCUCUCAGUUCAUUUAUGAGCUUACUGUACCCACCCAACCCAUGAUGUGAAUGAUGUGAUGAGUGACGGUUGAACACACCACAGGGGUCUACGUCCCCUACGUAGAACGUGUAUGAACGAUACACGACACACGAUACACAAUAUGAACGUGUUAAUGAUCGCUACCGUCGUCAUUCAUAUACACAUUUUUAAACGAAUACAUUAACACAAUAAUUUUAUAAGUGCUUUUGUGACUUCACAAAUUUUUUGUUUAUUAUUAUGAAAUGUGAGGAUAUCGUCAGGUGACGUGGAAACAUCGACUUUAAAUUUCCUGGAUAUGAGACUUUUUUUUUUCAUGUUUAUGCUUUUAUAAAUUGGUUCGAUUUUAAGCUUCAUUUUAAAUUGUGCAAUACAAGACAAAACAAUACAAUUUUAAACAACAUUCAAACUGUCACUCAUUCUCAACAUAUCUUUCAUCUCUUAGACUAUAAGUCAACUAAGCUGUUAGGAUCUGCUCCGGAUUAUAUUAUCAACUUCAUAACCCAACAGGACAUCAACUAUAACAACCAUUUCAGAGGAAUCAUGCCGGAGGUAAAUAAACUGAGUUAGUCUACUCUGAUGUAGUAAGCAAAAAGCAUCAAACCUUAGUACAGGUAGGCAAAACUGGUUUAUCAAGGUUGUGGUAGUAGUGGUAGUUCACAGUGUUUUUGAACCGCAAAAGGGGGUUGAUAUUGACAACAAUCUGUGCUUUCUCUAUCCCCUGAGCUAUACUAUUACAGACUCGUCCCCAGGGUCUUUUCAUUUUCCAAUAUGACGGUGUCACAGUGAUAUGAGCAUCACCUCGUUUUGGGCAUCUCCAUUCCAAAAACCCUAGUGAUAUGGGCAUCCUCGGUAACCCUAACCCCAAGCUAUGAAUACGAGAAGGGGAUGCCCAUGCCACAUGGGGGGAAUGAGGAUGCCUCUAACAGCGGCGGGAAACUUGAAGCCCUUUUGGGGACGAGGUUGAUGCUAUUGAUCGCGGGUCUUUGGUUGGGUGAUUUAGCGCAGCAAACGUCAGAGAAAUUAACAACUAUGUUCUUGACUAUCGCGUUCUUCUUAUUUUUUUUUCUCACGUAGACAUUCAAUAAGGAUGAAAAGUUGAGAAACUUUUUUCAAAUAGUAUCAAUAAACAAGGAUAGAAAAGGAAAACCAUUCAUAUCAACGAUGGAAGGUAAGUUUACUAAGGCUUUGAUGUAGUAAUAAAAGAAGCAUCUUAAAUAUUGAAGUUUUGUUCGAUCGAUUUGUUUACUUCAUAGGGACUGUGACAGUUUUAUGUUUUUCGUAAUGAGUCCUCAUAUAUGUUGCCUUUACAAAGAAUACAUAAAAAUAAGAAUAGGAUUUCAUAAUUAGAAAUAGUUUGCUUUUUACUUGUAAUUUGUGCAGUUUUAAGUUCUAGAUCGGUGAAACACUUCGUUGAAAUACUCCUGAAAUACAUAAAAUAAUCAUUUAUAAAAGUGCUAACAUUCAGAACAUUAACAACGCUUCGGGCUUUGUCAUGUUCUUCUGUGGAGUGCUGUUGUGGGUUUUUCUGCAGCAAUGACACUGCCUUUCGAACUUAAAUAUCGGGGGAAAAAACAAGCGCACGGGGAAGUCGCAAAAAUUCUGCUUCGUCAUUUCAAGAUCUUUUUAGACGAUCCUUCACUAUUAUACGUAACUGUAUAGUUGAAACGACAAGAAUCAACGAGAAUUCCUUGUCUUUACGUUAGAUAUGACCACCCAAUUCGUCUUGAUUUGCUCCCAGCCAAUGAUUGCUAACGACCCGCCAUUUUCAAGAAACUCUGAGUAUACUGGGUCCGAAGGAUUUUACACCACCAGGGAUCGUUUUAAGGUGGCUCUGUGGGGUUUUUCAGAGUCAAUACCUCCCAAGUUUGAGCAUAAAUUACGUCUCUAUUAACAAAGAUUUGGAAAAUUACCACCACAGCUGUAUUAGAUAAAGGUAAAAAAUUGUUAAGAUCAGGAUUGCAAUGACAUCGGAGUUGUCAUAGCAACGUAAUGACCCCAUUACUUAUUAUUUGGGCAUCGCCCAAAUAGAGGAACCGAGUUCGCUUGUUUUGAUUUGGCAGUAGGCACGCAAUACGUGCGAACAUAAACAAGACAAGUAAACAAGCCAAGCUACGCGAAUGUCCGUCGCGCGAUGUGCACGACACAGCGUUUAUGCUCGUUAUAAUACGUCCAACAGCUAAAGCACGGCAGAAAAAUGCGGCAAGGUACACCGAGUGAAACAAACUAUUAAAUAACUUAAAUUUUCCCUUUGGUAAAUAAUUGCCCUUGCAGCACACGGGGUGAAUGUUUUUAACCAGGACCAUAGGUACCGGUCACUGCCCUUGUUUAUUGUACAGACUAUUCAUUGCCAGUAAUGGCCUAUUGCUAAGAGUUUGACAAUAUUUUUGCCCUCAGUUUUCGAGAGCCAAAGAUGUCACGAAAAACUCGGUGAUCAUGCAUUAGAUAAAUAACGGUAACUAAUUGAAUGGCGCAUAAUUUCAUUGCAGAUUUUCGGAUUUCUUAAAAUCUUAUUGAGACAAAUGAUCCCGUGAACAAGUUGCAUUCUUUCACGAUCGAACCCUGAAAGGGGAAGAGUCCAACAUCUUCACGUGCAAACCACGUUCAUGACAGUUAUUUUUGGACCAUUGGGUUAAUUAGAUUAAGUCUUACUCUCAUACACGAGCCACGAAAGAGGGAAAUUUCAAAACUUUCGGCGUGACAAUACAGCGCACAGAGAGGGCCUGAUCACAUGAGCCGGGCUGGCUAGGUCAUGUCGAGGUGACUUUUAUCCUGGUAGCACAUGAAAAGGGCCAGCCCAGAGCCGCCAUUUUUAUAUAGAGGUUGGAAGCAAUGGGCAUGAAAACUGUGUUACCCUCGGUCCUGUUUCACGCUUGGUUCAUUCGCCAGGCCGCCCGGCAAGCGUGAUUACUUGGGAAAUUUCCGCCCAGGAUCCCGGCAUAGCAAUUCUGGGAUCCCUGCUAAUAUAAUAUAAUCGCAAAGUUGAUUUUUGUUGCGUUUAACUAAGGUGCCGAGAUCUCCGCAAAGCGAGCCACCCCAGCUCAAGUGAUCAGGCCCUUAGUUCUAUAUCCAGAUUGUACGUCCUCCCUCUUGACCUUACCGAUUUUUCCAAGCCCCCCGAACACACACACAAAUUUUAGCCCUCAACAUCUUCAUACCCCCUUUCUCUAUAUUAAAUGAACUUUCCCUUAUCCACGUUGUCUCCAUACAAAUAUUAUCAAAACUGACCGAAAAACAAUCCUAAACAGAAAGCCUGGAAAUGUUUAAAAUAAGUACAAGUAUGUUUUCACAACCACCACUUAAUUUCAACAGACUGUAACUACAGUAUCCCUUAAUAACCAAUUAAGGACUCCCACAACUACCUCACUGCAACACCUAAAAUCAAUUUUACUUUCCAAAAAAAACUCAUAUUUUGUUACUUCAUAUUAAAUUGUACGGAAACAAGUUUCACUGAUUAAGAAACUACAGCCAUUAUCUUUCCAAUCCACUUCAAAUAUAACAUCUCAACCAACCCCUUAGCCUGCGUAGCAAGCGUUUUUACGCAAUCAACUUUUGCGUAACAACUCAGUUGAAAACCGGCUUGCUACGCAGGCUUCCAACCCCUAAAAUGUACAAGGUUACUGCACUACUCACAUAUCCCUAAUGCACAUAAAAAAAAACUUCACACACGCGUAGUACAUCGACGCCCAAAUGUACGCUCCCACAGCGUCUUGUUUUACUAGCAGCCCUGUUUCUCGACACCAGGACCUCUUCUUCAAAAAUCAUUCACGGAACCCUUUUUUUUAUAAUAGCUGCCUCGAUGUUCGUGAAGUUUAAGCAAAAUCUAUAAGAGCGUUAGCGAGACAUUUUGAGAUGAAGUUUUUAUGAUCAUAAAUACGGUAAAAACUAGGCAAUCUUGAUGUUUGGCCGUUAUCUGUAGAAAGCGACGCGUUUUUGAAAUGAAAUUUCACCUCAUAUUAGUUUCAAUCUUUUUAAAACGUAUGUGAAAGAUCCGCGGGAAUAGCUAAAGCCGAUUGCUAGAAAGAAGGAUUUGAUUAAUAUGUUCAUAUUGGCGGUUUUGUAAACAUUUUGGUAUACUUAAACAAAUAAGCGAAUAAUUUUGAUACCGCUCGUUAGAAUUUUUUUAAAUGAAAGAUUCUCGAGAUUAACAGUCGUUUAUAUGGCCUUUUAGGGUCAAGAUUGUUUAUAUCUUAUAAGGCAGUAAAAUAAGGGGUACAAUUCGGUAAAAUUUUUGUCGGAAAUUUCGUGUUAACAAGUAAGAGCCUCCCAUUAUUCAAGGUAUUUGUUGGCUUCCCACUAGAGCUUGCAAGUGUAAUGUAAGUGUACUUGGAACCUACUUUGAGUGUGAGGGGAUAAAAUGUUCAACUUUACUUUUUGAUCAUGGAAAUUAUCGUAGUUCAAAGGAGCCGAAGUUGUCCCUUUGGUAAACGGUCGCUGCCAUUUUUAAGACGGCUCAGAAAAUUUUUGACCUGUGAUUGAAACCGUUUCUAUUAAAAAGAAAGAAAAUCGCAUGCCAAGGUCGAACCUGGACCUCGAACCUGAACCUUUCGUACCACACCAACCCGCCAAAAUUUCGAAAAAAUUAAGUACAUACACUAGUUAACUGUUUCAUCAAUAACAGGUGACCCUAGCUCUUACCAUAAUUUUUAUCGUAAAUUCAACUUGUGCUUGACCUUUGUUCCUUCUAAGACUGUUCAAAAACGUAUUAUUUGCCUUAUUGUAACUUAAUCCAGGGAAUAUGUUACAUCCAUUAUGACUAAAGGCUUGGUUACUAGUGGUGGCAUCGACCCUCAAAAAUGGCAACGACCGUUUAUAAAAGGGAAAUGGGCUUUGCUGCCAAGUAUGGUCUACACUACACUUGAGAUCGAAAGCACACUUGACCAAUAAGAAAUGGAAGCCAUGUGCACGGUGUGCACGCGCAGCGAUUCCAAGACUCUAAUGAUGAACGGACAGAUAAACAUUAAUCAUGUCUUGGUUAGCUAAGAACGUCGCGAAAGAGACCAAACCCAAGCCCUACGUCGAUUUCUUUGUCGCAAGGCGCGUUGUUGAGCCAUUCUAAAGAAAUACAGAGGAAGACGUCGCUUGUUUUUUUCUGUACCGCUGUUAAGUACUAGUAAAAAAACGAAGUACGUAUGUCUCAAGUAAGCACUUGAAUCAACUGCUUACUUGAAACUACCUUCGCUUCUAGUGUGAAGCCAACAAUUGUCUCCAAGUUUCAUUUUCACGUGAGCAGCAGUAACUAACAAUGCACAAAUAUUAGCUAUUGUUGUCCACUAAAAUAUGAAAUGCAACCCUGAUUAUAACAAAUUUUCAUCUUUAUCUACAGCUGUUUCAGUGGCGGUAAUUUUUCUGAAUCUUUGUUAAUGGCGACGUAGCCUUUAUGCUCAAACUUUGGAUGUAUUGACCCUGAAAAACCUCAUCGAGCCCGGCGUACUUCUUUUCUUACAGUCGCUGCCGCGGCAUUUACACUCCGGCUAAACUGGACGAUAUCUAAAAGAAUGCUUUGGUGAAUAUUUGGAAGACCGGCACAGACUUCUCGUCGCUUGGGACUUAAGCGUUGAUGGGUAACCAUUGAUGGGGCGCUUGGUGUUAAGCUUUGCGGCAGUAGAUGCGUCUCCGCAUUUUCAGCCUUGUGGGACUUGCAAGCCUCACGGUCUUAAUGCGACUUUGCGGGUAUAUUAUUUUCCUUUAUUAUUCAUUCAAAAUAUUUGCCCAAUUCUGAUUGGCUAAAAGCACACGCAUAAUUGACCAUAACCAGUUACUGAUGACCCAAUUUGGAAGAAUUUUGUGUUUAACGAGGAAAUGACGUCAAAAAUGCAGCCCUCUACAGGUUAAUGCACCGUUAACCAAGAGGACCUGGGGACCAGGUUGACUUGUUUUCGUUGCGAAAACUAAAAUGGCCGACCCUUCAGUCGUUUCAGGAGUAAGAACUGCAGCUGGAACUGGGCGAAAUAAUGGCUAAGAACAUAACAAAAACAGCAGAAGACAACUCGGAGGGCGACAUAUGCUAUUUGGAGAAAAUGAACGGAGCUGGACAAAUCCAAACGUACACUAUCGAAGAUAAACUUAAUAUCGAUGCAGUUAAGCAUGUUUUAGCUAUGUUUUUAAACUAGGAAUUAUUUUGAAUGAAUAAUAAAGCAAUUAAUGAAUUCGGCUUCCGUAGGAAAUGAAGAAUUAAGCAGCUAUCUCGGAGGGUGUUAACUCCCUCCUCGACGAUCUGCUAAAUUCUUCAUAUCCUACUCCGCCUCAUUCAUUAAUUGCUAAUUAAGACCCGAGGAAGCCCGUGCUGUAUUCCUGUUAAAACCCAGAGUCACAGCUGAAAAAAAAUUCAACUGGUUUCCACCAGGACUGAAACGUUUUAAAAUUUUUCGUCGAACAUUACGUCCUCAUGAACCUUAAUAGAAAAUGAUUUUUUUAGCUUGGAUUUCGAAAGGUAUGAGGUGUUAUAACAUAAUAAGGGGAACCAUUUCUUAGCAAUCUUUUUCUUUUCUUCUUUUCAGUAUAAAAGCAUCUUAAUUUCAAAAUUCCAAGUAUUGCAUAAAGAACUUUCAAUUGUUUGGCAAUGCAUAGUAGCUCUGAGUAAAGUAGAUGGCACGUCUAACUCUCCAACUUUUUCUUAUAUUACCUUCACAGCACGAAAAUACCCUUUCUACUUGUUCCAGUGGCAUCCAGCAAAACCCCAGUUUGAAUGGUCACGUGUGAAAGACAUAAAGCACACCCAAGAGGCCAUUCUUGCCGGGCAAUACUGGGCUAACUUCUUCGUCAACCAAGGUAACAGUUUGUGUAAUUUUACUGCAUGUAUAAUUCAUAAAAAGCGAUUGUUAGGGCCUGAAUUAUCGUUCAUUUGACUGAUUUGGCUGAAAAGAACUAAACACUUCACUAUUGACUACCUUACUAACAUUUCUAUUUAAAGAUUUUGUUAAGGUUACCUAGAAAUCCAAAUAACCGUUAGUACUUUGAAGCCAUCAUUUGUUUCCUUUCAUCGCCAUAUUCAAUUUGUUUUCUUUGUCAACUGUGUCGAUAUUUUAACCUUAAAGAUUAAAAUAUCAGCGAGGAAACAAAACAAAAGAAAGCAAAAAACAGACACACACAAAACCAACAGACGAUCAACAACACCACCAACAAUUGCUAAAUGUGAUCCCCGAGUCGUGCACUUUGACUUGAGAAACAAAUUCCUGCAGUCCAUACUUAAACUUUGUAUUUUUUUUUUCAAUUCAGCUCGCUUAAGCUCCCAUCAAUUUCCAAGCAUCAAAGAAGAGAAGGCAGCACUGAUGUACAAUUACAAUCCUGUUUACACUGGAAAUCUUAUUACAAUGUUACAGUGCUACUUCUGGAAAUAG
This is a messenger RNA of Porites lobata, 10995 nucleotides long. Lineage: Eukaryota; Metazoa; Cnidaria; Anthozoa; Scleractinia; Poritidae. The record is from the annotation of a GenBank genome assembly.